GAAAUAGUACAUGCCCCCCUUCAAGCCGCCUGUAGCGCCACAGUAGAUACACUGUGGCUCACUGUGCGCUCUCGGUACCGUGUUCCUUGGUGUUUAAACAGCGAUUUUGGCCAGCGCCAGACGACCCUCCAUCAAACACUGUCUCACCACAGGCGCUUAGUCGAUGCGCCAAAAAGCAUUCAAACACGCGAGCAGCGACAGAAAAUUGCACUGAUUACAGCUUGUGGCAUGGAAUGAAAUGCCGUCUCUCAGCAAACUCUUUGGCCGCAAGCCAAAGAAGCAGUCGUCUAACUUGCUGUCUCCCGAGGAUGCGGUGAGUGGCCGGUCUCGCACCUCUUCGGUUGCUGGAUCCGAUGCUCCAUCAGAUAUCAGCUCCCAGUCCGCAGACAAUAGACAAGAUGGCAUAGAGAGUAGUACCGCAGAAGCAUCUCAGCAGACAGGUGCGCUACCCACAGAGCAGGAACAACCAGUUGUGGCCACCUCAAUCGCGCAACCAGAGGCGGCACCUAGCUCACUGUGGGAGCGCGCCUACGAAAGUCUCCGGGAAGACAACUCAUCUCUUAUCAAAGAGUAUGAAGAGCUAUUGGCAAAACAUCUGUCAUCCGACCUAUCCCUUACUAGCGCCUCCGAAACUUCUCUGGACCAGGAAAAGAUGCAACAAAUCACCAAACACGGCCUGGAAAGUUUGAAUGAGAGUCGUCUCAAGUAUACCAUAGCUGGCAUGGAGUUUGUGGUGAUUGAUCAGGUUGCCCAGGUCAGCGAAGCUCUGAUAAAGUUCAAGGAGUAUGUGGCGGACGCGAUAAAGGCAUCUCCAGAAGCUUCAAUGGCAUGGGCUGGUGUGUGCGUUAUCCUCCCACUCUUCACCAACCCUAGCACGGUAGAGGCCGCGAACAAAGAGGGCUUCUCGUAUGUGGCAUCACGGAUGGGAUUUUAUUCCGGACUGGAGCCAUUACUCUGGCCGCAACGGGUACAACUAAGGCAGGACUUGCGAACCGAGCUUGCGACGAGCUUGGUCAAGCUCUACACAGCGCUCAUUACAUUCCACGUCGAAAGCGCCCUGAGGUUCUAUCGCAAUUGGUUUGGGCGAACAAUACGAGACAUGGUAAAAUUUGAACCAUGGGAAUCAAUGUUGAAAUCUGUAAAGGACGCAGAAGCUGUUGUUGGCACUAAUUUCGACAAAGUUAAUGACGUGAGCGUCCGGAAGGGGGUCGAAGAGCUUGGUGACAUUUCAGCAAGGUUAUUGGAAGGGUUGCAAACCCAAACGGAAGUUGCUACACAGCAAUUGGAAGUAUCCAAGGAACAAGUUGCUGUUUCAAAAGAUCAGCUCUCAGUAUCAAAACAGCAACUCGAUGCUAUAACGCAACUGGCAUCAUCUCUAAGCAUUAAUAACACCCAUAUCAACCUCAACAUUGUACCCGAGGCUCAGUACCACAGCGCUGACACAGCAGAGGCACCGAGAUGUCUCGAGGGUACUCGAGCAAGUAUUCGCAAACGACUCCUGUCCUGGAGCGACUCUACAAAUGGGCCAAACAUCUUCUGGCUCAAUGGAAGUGCAGGCACGGGCAAGUCAACCAUUGCACGAACCAUCGCAGACACACUUGAGGGUAACGGUACCUUGGCUGGCGGCUACUUCUUCAAACGGGGUAACGAAACGAGAAAUAGGAUGGUAGGAGUGCUCCCAACUCUGGUCCAUCAAGUCAUUCGGCAUAUUGCAGGACUCAAGGUUUGCGUAUCGGCUAGCCUGGGGUCUGAGGAUGGCGAUGCUCUGGAUGCCAUGUCUUUGGAAUUCCAAUUUGAAAAGCUCUUUGAUGUCCCUCUGCAAACCCUCGAGCCCUUGUACAGGGAUUACAAGCCUCAAGUCAUUAUUAUUGAUGCGCUGGACGAAAGCAUAGAACAAAACUUGGCGUUCAAAUUGAUCUUUGAGCUUGCUAAACUUGGGUCUAAGCAGCCGCGAUUCAACAUUCUAGUCACAAGUCGCGCAACGACAGAUCUUGAGCUGGUGUUUGAGAAUCUAGCAGAAAAAGGAAAAGUAUACGAGAUUCUUCGUCUCCAGGACGAAUUUGCAGAAGAAACGAAAGAAGAUAUUGAAGCAUUUCUGAGGAGCAGCUUCGCGGAGAUUCGGAAGAAGAAGAAGAUCAAGCGUGAUCCUUGGCCAACGGAAGAAGAUGUCCAGCUACUGCUUUCGAGAGCUACGGAUCCAUCACCCUUGUUCGUGUACGCUUCAUCAUUGCUUCGCUUCAUUGAUAGAUUUUCGCCUACAAAACAACUCGAGAAAUGGCUCCAGGUUUCCAGUACCAGCAACGACCAGCUGUAUGAAAUCUACCAACCAAUCCUAACAGACGCGUUUCUACCACUUGACGAUGAGCAACUGGAUGCUGCCAAAUCUAUCCUGCAAUUGGUCAUUGUCGCGGUCACUCCAGUGUCUGCGUUAACCAUAUCAGAGCUGCUUGACAUGGAUUGCGAUGAUGUUCACGAAAUCCUGCGCCAGUUCCAUGCCGUCAUACAGCAAUCGGAAGAUUCUAGUCGGCCGAUAUCUCUUCACCACAAAUCUUUCAGCGACUAUCUUCUCUCUGAGCCCACAUCAGUACCGCUAGCAGCUGAAUACCGGAUCAACCCUAUAGAAGGACACCAAAUGUACGCGUAUAAAUGCUUAGAACUUAUGAAUGCACGGCUAAAGAGAGAUAUCUUGAACUUGGGGGAUUUCUCGUGGGAAGAACGCACAGUCUCUGACGAACAACGCGAGGUCAUCACAGGGGGUCUGGCAUAUUCAUGUAAACAGUGGAUGCUCCAUGCAACGCAUUCUCGCAUAAUCAAAUCAGAUACAAGCGCCGUGGAAUCCUUUCUGAAACGACAUUUCCUCCACUGGCUUGAAUGCCUUGUAUGGAUCAAUGCCUUUUCACAGGCAGUGUCAUGUGUCAUCGACUUUGAAACCGCAGCUGUGGCAAUUCUUCCGCCUUCAUCUUAUUUAGUGUUGUUCCUGUCUGACGCAAAGCGCUUCAUACCCACAUUGAAUGAGUACAUCUUUAAGUACCCAUUGCAGCUAUACUCUACAGGCCUUGUCUUUGCUCCUACAGGAAGCUUGUUGAGAAAUGAAUAUUGGCAUGAUGCCCCAAAAGAGGUUUCUCAAGUAGGGGGUAUUGAGACAGAGUGGGAUACGGCACUACACCUGUUAUACGAAACCAUAUCAGGUUCAAUGUUCGCAUUCUCAUCGAACGGAACACUACUAGCCUCAGCGUCUUGGUAUGGAUGGGUUGUUAUAUUCGAUAUGUCCUCCGGUAUUGAAACAAUGAAGUUCCAAUCACGGAGAAGAAUAGAGGCCAUCGUCUUUUCGCCAGAUUCCAAUACGCUUGCCGUGUUAGAUACACGUGGAUCGAUGCAUUUCUGGAACAUCCAUUCAGGCUUACUUGAAAACACUAUAGAGAACUGCCCGAACCUGCUCAUGAAAAUUAAUACUCGGCAAGAUAAGAGACAGAUAACGACUCAAAGGCUGGAUUUUCCAGAUGAUGGCAGAGCGUGGGAUGUCUCAGCGUGGCGAAUGGUGCAGAUUACCCCACGACUUGAGCGAGAGGGCAUGGACGCCUUUGUUUCCGAAUUCAUGACCAAAUAUGAAAAUACUUUCAAUUGGUUUCACGCUUUCUCAGAUGAUGGAUCAAUAGUGGCUUCGCCGACCGCUACAGGUGCCAUAGCCGUCUGGGAUACUGUCUCAGGACGCCUAAAGGCAAAGUUUGGCGCACAUGAAGGCGUCGUUUGUGAAUUGCUGAUAUCACCGAAUGCGUCUACAAUUAUUUCAAACGCCACGCCGCUAGAGGAUUACCGUAUAACCGAGAAAUAUGCGUGGGAUAUUGCGUCUGGUACCAAAAUUCAAGAUUUUGAAGAGUAUGGCGAUGUUCUCAGUUUUCAUCUUGUGUCAGAAGCAUUUCUUCGACAUGCCAAUAAAGUGUGCUUUCCUACAGAAUCUGGUAUGGCUCUUUGGGAUAUUGAUUCCAGGGAGCUGACCCAUGCUGUAUUUGAGCAGCCAGCAGUAACAAAACCGGCUAUGUCAUCCGAUGACAAUCUCUUUGCAGACGCACUCCCGGAUAAACAUGCCGUAAGGGUAUACCGCCCUUCGUGGAAGUUGACAGGCAGUACGCAGGAGACCCGCCAAUACUUGAAAAAGAGACACGGUAACGUGCAAGUUCGACAGUUUGCCAUAUCCUCGAAGGGCAUUAUUGCCAUACAAUAUGACGAGGUUAUUGAUUUCAAAGAACUUGCUACAGGCCGUCACCUGUACAAGGACACAUUUGUGGACUUAAGUCUGCUCAAUGGAGCGCGAUUUUCAGACAAUGGUGAGAGAGUCAUGUACAGGCGGAGUGAAGGAGAUUUGAUUGUUCGAAAUACACACGACUUUUCGCAAGCCUUCUCAAUAACCACCGCCCAUCAGACAGGUAGUGACUACCGCUUAAACUGGUCAUAUGAAUCACUAUCACCCGAUGGAAACCUCUUAGUGGUUUCCCGUGUAGGUUUACCAGUGACAGUGUAUGAUAUAAACUCGGGCCUGAUUGUUGGUUGUUUGGACGAAGUGGAGGCCAGCCCCGAUCCGUGCUACUUUUCGCCGUUGUCCGAUGGCUUAACAUGUUACGAAGUCGUCGAAAAUAACGUUAGCGUAAGCGGGACUAUGGAUACAAUCUUGGUGUACUUUGAGUCAAAUGGGGAAUCAUGGCACCGCCGGUGGCGUGCUGCUGAUCAAGUAUGCAAAUGCUUCACGCAUGAUGGCUCCCAACUGUUAACUCGCCGAACUUCAGACCUUCUAAUAUUGGAUGGGUCGCGAUGGGAGAUCUUAUCUGCCUCUGAUGGUAGUAGAUUGCUAUUUGUUACCCCCAUGGAGGCGGUGAGAGAGAUGGAUUACCUGCUGGACUUCGAAUGGUUUCGAGUAUCGACCGACAUGAUGAUUCCGACCCAAGCGGUAAAGUAUCUAAAAAGCGCGAUGAGCUAUCUUAACAUAGAGACUGGAGAACUAGAACUCACACCUGAGCUGACAGUUCCUGUUGAUGUGUUAUUUAGAGAUGGAUGGCUGAUAUACAAUGGCAAGCCCAUUAUUUUUGUUCCCAAGUCUUUCAGCACCCGUUACCCUGAGUUCGGCACAUGGAAGAACAGGGUUUAUCUAGUUAUUAAAGACCGCUUGAUCUGGCUGGAUAUGGCUAUACCCGCAUAGCCGUAUUACUUUAUAUAGGUAUGGCUGUUUCAAUCAAUUGUAACAAGACAGAAAGAUAAUCGGUUGCUUAUGUGUAAACUUUCUUGUGUGUUAACAAAGUGUAUACAUUGGAAGUUUCUUGUGCGCCGCCAACGCCCACUACCCCUAGGUCGAAACAACGCCGACCAGUGAGUCUGUGCCCUAAAGUCGGCCGACCGACGGCGAUAUCUUCGAAUAUGAUAGAUGGAUUAUGUGAUCGAUUAUAGGAACGGCUAUUCAUGUUGAGGAGGAGAUGCCAUGCCAAGUGCAGCGAGCCCAGGGCUGGGCACUACAAGGGAUCGCGCCAAUCUACCUCGCAAGAGAAGACUUAUCUAUCACAGCCUAUAAGCAAGACGGAGAAAUCUAAACAAGUAUAUUGCGUGGUUCAACGGAAAGCCAAGUUUGUGAAGACUUUAUCAGGAGUCUCUUGCCUUUUUGUAACCGCUUUCCAGAGCCUGGGUUUAUGUUGGGGAUAGAUAAUGUUUGAUUUCCUCGACUAAGAUAGUUAGUAUCUUCUUUGAAGUGUGUAUCCGGUUCGUCAGACAAAAGAGAGAAGCCGAGGGUCGCUCCCAACAUUCUGGAGUCUCUAUAGAAUAUCCUAAAUAGCUAAUUAAUUGAAUCUUAUCACCGUAUUUUGAGUAUAGCCUAAUUUUGCAGAUCGGACUCUGCCCAAAAC
This is a messenger RNA of [Torrubiella] hemipterigena, 5885 nucleotides long. Lineage: Eukaryota; Fungi; Ascomycota; Sordariomycetes; Hypocreales; Clavicipitaceae. The record is from the annotation of a GenBank genome assembly.